ACAGAUGGGUGGCGUUGCGUCAUCCAACAGCGACGGAAGUGCGGCACUGAGGGAGCGGGGUGUGAGCUGCGCUCCGGAGCCCGGCGCGGGGUCCGCCCCGCCAUGUCCCGCCAGCUCAUCGGCCCCGCGCUGCCGCCCGGCUUCCCGCGCUGCGCCCCGCCGGACCCGGAGGAGGACUGCGGCCAGGUUGCAGGACCAGCAUUGCCUCCAGGCUAUAAAAGCAGCUGUAGCUCAGAAACCUCUGAUAGCGAUGACAACUUGGAAUCUCUGCCUUUACCCAGAGAUACAAAUGGAGAUUCUGAAGAGGAGACAGGAGGAGGUCCAGCACCCAAAAAGCCAAAAAAUGUUCAAGAAGACGAUGAUGAUGAUGAUGGCUUUUUUGGGCCUGCUCUUCCUCCUGGCUUUAAAAAACAGGAUGAUUCUCCAGGGAGGCCCAUUAUAGGUCCUGCAUUACCACCUGGCUUUAGGAAACCUUCUCAGGACACUGACAACAGUAGAUGUUCUAUAGGACCAUCUGCUUCAUCAGAAUUCCAUACCCAGGUAACAGAUAGUAGUGAGGAAGAAGACAAUCUUAUAGGCCCAAUGCCUGCAAAAGGACCAGUGGAGUCUGAUGUGGCUAAAGAAUUUGAACGAAGAGCUCAGAAAAUGAAGGAAAAACUUACUUCAGCAGACAGUAAUGAACCCAAGCAAGUUACCAGGGAAUCAUGGAUGACAGAACUUCCACCUGAAUUGAAAAGCUUUGGAUUUGGCCCAAGAACAUUCAAGAGAAGAGCUGAUGACAAAUCAGGUGAUAGAUCUAUUUGGACAGAUACUCCAGCUGACAGAGAGAGAAAAGCCAAGGAAAGAGAAGAGGCAAGAAAGUCAACCAGUAAGGACAAUGAAGAAACUGUAUUAUCUGGGAGAGACAAGAGAUUUGUUGAGCAGGUGACUUCAUACAAUGAGUCAAGGAGGUCAGAAUCUCUCAUGGACAUCCAUCAGAAAAAGCUAAAGAGCAAAACAUCUGAAGAAAAGAACAAACCUCAAGAAAGAAGGCCGUUUGAUCGAGACCAGGAUCUCAAAGUCAAUCGGUUUGACGAAGCACAAAAGAAAGCUCUCUUAAGAAAAUCCAGAGAUCUGAAUACUAAAUUUGAGCACAGUAAAGGCAACAUGUUUUUAUAACAUAAAAGCGUGAAGCUUUUUUGAAUACUUAAUUUUUUAAGUAUUUUUCUGUAAAUAUUUGUAUGCAAAAUAAAUAUCCUGAUGUUUAACUAUUUUUCCUUGUCUGUAAAUAGUGUUAGGGACAAUCCUCCUUACUAAAACUAAACUGGUAAAGGAAAGUCCUGAUUUAAAAAAAGAUAAUGUUGUAAAUUUGUGACUCUAAAACGUUGUGGGUUUUUUUUUUUGUUAGCACAUGAAUAAUUAAUUAAAAUAGGUAUUAUUUUAAGGAGCUCUGGAUUUGGUCUUGCAAUGGAGUUGGUGGUUUCCCCCUUUCUCCCCCAUCCUUAAGGUUCUCUUGCUGAGCCUGACCUGAGGGCCAAGGAAAAAUCCCCUUUGGGCUCCUGGGCAGGAUGCUGCUUGACUGCAGUUCCUGCUGGGGAGUAUAAACUCAAAUGGCAGCUUUUUAUGUCUGCCCAGUGCUUUUAUUUCUAUGAUACUGUGUCUGUACGUAAAUACAGGUUUAUAUGUAUGCAAUAUAAUUUCUGUAUGAUAGCAGGAAGAACGAGUGGUAGCAGAAGUAAUAAAACCUCAAGAUUUGCAGAUUUAAUUAUAAAAUGGUAGCAUACAAGAAGGGAAAAUCUAAUUUUGAGCUUCAAUUUGCAGGGCUUAUCAUCAGAAAAUCCAUCUUCUUUAAGCCAAUACAGUGUGAAAACCAAAGCAAAGUUAAGCUUAUUUUGUCAGUUAAUUUGCAGAGCAAAACAGCUCAUUGGUAUCAAAAAGGAAACAAAUCUGACACUUAAAAAAAAUCUACAUCCAUGCUUAGAGCUCUUUCGCUCUUCUAUCUGUGUGCAGAGAAGCUGAAGGGAGAGUUGUGUUACUUAUUUAAAAUUAGCCUUGUACUUUCAUCCUUUUUCUCUCAAGUGAUGUUUGGGAUCCUUUUUAAGGAGGUACUGAAAGAACCUAUAUAUGAAAACAACUUUAUACAUGAGAUGCUGGCAACUUAUUUGAAGUGUGAAACAUUUUGUAUAUUAAAUACCAUGGCAUUCACUGUAAUUUGAAAAAAGCUUCUGUGACAGACGGUCUCUGGGUUGGUUCAUGUUAAAGGAGCCAUGACCCAACAAGCCCCAGAAACAAACGGCUAAAAACUUGCUCUUGUUUCAUUGCACGUGUGCAUGAGGCCAAGGCACGGCCUCCCCAUACUAAGAAGUCCUGGAGAAAUCUAAGUGUUGCAAAUGAAAUGCUGGCGUACAAUAAAUUUAGGUACUGCCUUUUUUCUUUUAGUAGACAAUUCAUUUUGCCUUCUGAAAAAUCUGUUACCUUCAGGAGCAAGAGGGACUAGUUUUAUGUUGUGUUUGGGUUUUCUUUAAUCAGUUUUGAGUUUCUGAGUCUUUUUGUUUUGAGGCGAGAUAAACAAGGUCCGUUUAUUUUUCCUUCCCUAGCACAGACUUCUAGUGCCUGGUGCUUUUUUUGCCUCAGCGAGCGAGGCCUCACCAGGUUUCUUCCUUCUGAGUUGUCUCCUUUCCCUUUUUUGAGGAUCUCCUCUGCAGCUGCGUGUUAAAUUACAUUUUCUGAAUUACUAAAGAGAUGUUGAUUUCUUACUGGGGAAAGGCAGUAUUUGGAAUAUUUGGGUGUUUUGGGUUUUUUUAAGGCAACUAUAGCAAUGACAGUGCAAGCAUUGCGUGAGUAGCUAAAUCGCCAUGGUUGACAAAAAAUGAACCUCAUGUCCACUUUUUGGAAACCUUGCUGCCUUGAGAAAUCAGUUUAUUAUCAGGUGUUGCCUUAUGCUGUAGGAGCCGUUCUUGUGAGUGCGUUGUGUAGUCCCCACUCAUGCAGACGUGUCUGUAGCAGGGACAAGGGCUGCUUCUAUUAAGAUUUUAUCGUUAUUAUGCACUUUGUUUUCAUUUUUGUCUUUCGAUCCCUCCUCCUCCAACCUGAAGACCAGUCACAAGAUGUGGCAGAUGGCCAGAUGUUGCCAUCCAGCUGUAUCCCUGCUGUUUGCUUGCCACCCUCUCUGGCCCCAUCCCAGUCUCCUGCCCUCUCCAAGCAUGUGUUUGAGCGAGGAUCCAUGGAGUUGCCCAAGAGGAAAGGUCUUGUAAUGGGAGCAUGGGCAGCCCCUUCGUGGUCCCACAGCGGUAUGUUACACCUCUGCAAGUGGGACAUGUGGGCCUAAUUAGCAAAGCCUUGAUGGGAGUUGGGAAAGUGUUUUCUCUUAUCUGCUUAAUAUUUUUUUUCCACUCUGAAGCAGCUUCUCAAAGACUCAAUGUAAUCCAUGUUAUGAACUUGAGAUGAGAGGAAAGGGGAAUUGCUGAGAGUUCAAAUUAAACUUUCCAUUGCUUUGUGAAAACGGAAUGAACUUUUGAAUUGCAUUAAUACACAAACCAAUCUCUUACCAAUGGCAAACUGUUCCCUUGAACAGCCAUUACAACAAGCAGUAACUCAGUAAAUUAUAAUAUGAGCUCUGUAAGCUUUUGUGGGAAAAGAUGAGCUGUCCUCUACAAUUUGGACAAGCUGUAAAGCAUUUCUGCAGAAAUGCUAGCGAGUGAUUUUUUUCAGAAUCUCAUUUGAAAAACCAGAAUUUAUUUCACAGAAAAUCCUUGCCGUAAUUACUAUGUAACGUUUCUGGUAACCAGCUCCCAGUGCAGAUUGAAUGGAUUCUAUUGCUGUUCUGCACUGCCAGCCUGCACCGCAGCGUAACAACUUGAGGCACAUCGGGAAACUCUGUCUUGUAAAAAUAUGUCAGGGAAGUUUUCCUGGAUGUGAAAAGCCUAUCAGCCUAGAUUUUUAAGUGCUUGCCUUUGUUUUGUGCUGGCGUAGACAUCCUUUAUUAAUACUGAUGUUAAAAAUUUCUGCACAAGAGUAGGGUCCCCUCCUUCUAAAAUGUCAAAUAGGUGUGGAAUUCAUAGUGGAAUCGAUCAAGGCUUUCGUGGUGGGCAUAAACUGGAUAUUUAAGAUGUAUUUUAAGGAGUAUUAAAAGUUAAUAACAAAAAAAAAACCCACCCCGUUGAGUCUGCUGUUGCCAAGUAACCAUUAAAAGCAAUAAAGACAUUUCAAGAAAACUUGCUGAUUUCUAUGCAUAUAUCUUCAGGACAGAAUACUGAGCUACCAUGGCGUUUGAUCUGCAAAAUUUUGUCAGAUUAUUGGAUAGCAAUACUGUCACCUGAGGAAAAUCUCUGCUCUUCUGAUUUUAACACCUAUUUAUGGAGAAUUACUUUUCACUUAUUGCUAUUACAGCCAGUGGAUGCACUGGGCAUGUUGGCUUUUCUGGAUGAAGUGCAUUUCCCAAAAAUGAACAGCAAUAGAAAUGCAUUUUAUUUAGGGCUUUGAUGGUGUCAUAUUGAUAGCAUAAAAGUAGCAUUGCUGAAAUAGCUUUCUUCUCAAAAGAAACACUGAGAUGAAACAUUGAUAUGUUUCUGUCCAGUAGGAAAGGCUUUUUUUUCCACGUAAGUUUCAAAAUGCUCCAGACGGCUUCAGGAGUCCAGGGGCUACUCCUGCUUGGGGACUUGUUUCUGAAAUGUAAACGUUAUUUCUGUCCUGCCAAUUGUAAUUUGUAUGUUGAUUUAAGAGUAAUAUAGCAUUAAAAAAAUUAAAAAUCAGAAUCUGUGAAAACUAUCUGUAUGUGCAUCCUUAACUUCAGCCACGCCACCUGCAUAGAGCGCAUAGAGUUUCUCAUUGCAGGAUUGCCUAAUUCUCAAAUAAAAUGCAUUGUGAUUUUUUAUCCUUA
Molecule: messenger RNA, 4858 nt
Organism: Columba livia (rock pigeon)
Lineage: Eukaryota; Metazoa; Chordata; Aves; Columbiformes; Columbidae
Gene: GPALPP1
Product: GPALPP motifs containing 1
Exons: 8
Coding region: 103-1158 (351 amino acids)
Source: RefSeq, a predicted model, not a curated record